This is a messenger RNA of Cylicocyclus nassatus, 1266 nucleotides long. The record is from the annotation of a GenBank genome assembly. Lineage: Eukaryota; Metazoa; Nematoda; Chromadorea; Rhabditida; Strongylidae.
UUUUAGAUGAAUCCUCUCACGAAUAUUCGCAAUCAAAACAAGCUAAAUGAGAGGGAAUUGAAGUUGGGUAUUGCUGGCGAUUUGGGGAAGUCAUGGCAUCAGCGUUAUAAGGAUUCUGCUUGGGUUUACAUUGGAGGUCUGCCUUAUGAUCUCACUGAAGGAGACAUAAUCACUGUUUUUUCACAGUAUGGUGAAGUCAUAAACAUCAAUCUGCUCCGACAUGCUGAUACUGGUAAAUCGAGAGGAUUCUGCUUUUUGUGCUAUCAAGAUCAGCGCAGUACCGUGCUUGCCGUCGAUAAUCUUAAUGGUAUCACACUGCUAAAGCGUCAGAUUCGGGUUGAUCAUGUUGAGCAGUACAAAGUGCCCAAAUAUAAGGAGAACGCUGACGAAGAAACUAAACGCUUGUGGGAAGAAGGAUGUGCUCCCAAACCUAUUCGUAGAACGGAAAUAGAGAAACUGCCCAAAGAGCCAGAAGAGGAUAUGGAAGAGAAAGUGAAAGAGAAAGUUUUGUCCUUGAAGGAAGACGAGGAACUCAAAGAGUUGAAGAGAAAAAUCAAGGAAGAUAAGAAGAGAAAGAAGAAAGAGAAGAGGGAGGCUAAAAAAGAAAAGAAGAAGUUGAAGAAACUAUUGAAGAGUGACGAGAAAAAUCUUGAGAAAGAUUGGAAAGAUCAGAGCAAGCUGUUCGACAAGACAGUCAAGGAUGAUGAGAUUUACGGACAAAAUAAGCACUUCAACUUUGGCAAAAAGAACGAGACGGUUGAAGAACCUACCCACAAUCCUCGUCCUGACUUUGAGAAGGCUGACUGGCGUGACAUCGAGAUCUGGAAAGCGAUUCGUGAACGGGAGAAAGCCGAACAGGGUGAGAAGGAGAGCGACUUCAAGCCCGAGGAGUACUACGUCUCGAAGCGAUAUCGAUAGCCGCGGAAGUGGGAUCUUCAGAUUUGUGCUCGCGCCGCUGCUAAACACAACCCAGAGUGGGGUGCAGGCGAGAUCGCAUCUGCUGGCCUUCCAUCAUUCGCUUCAGGCUGCACACGUGUCUCAACUGCGCUUUAUGCUCGGCUCGCGGGUCAGAGUGCGACAGCCGCCGCGAGCACUACUUAACCCUGUGUGUACACGUUGUGGUCAUUCUUUAACGCACAUUGUUGUGGUCAUUCGUUAGCCAGCAGCAUUGUGCUUGCUGUCUGUCGGGUAUUGUUGUACAUAUGCGCAUAUAGCCGAAUACACAUAGCAAAACUUGAGAAAUAAAAAUCUUGCAACGCAUUGUUA